Messenger RNA from Caenorhabditis auriculariae, 2094 nucleotides. Lineage: Eukaryota; Metazoa; Nematoda; Chromadorea; Rhabditida; Rhabditidae. The record is from the annotation of a GenBank genome assembly.
AUGUCGCUCAGUCGGUUCUUGUGUCCUUCAAAUAUUCGGGCAGUUGUUCCUGUUCGUUUGGCGCACGCUUCAAGUAAUUAAUAAAAUUCUCGUGCAAUUUUUGAAUGCAUUUAAUGAUUCAAGGUCAUCGGGAAAAAGUUCCUAUUUUCAGACAGUUCUCGAUGAAUUAUAUUUUAAUUCAUUUUAAAAGUUUCUAGAAACUUUAGAGCAAAUUUUAGGAAAGUUAUUUGUUAGUGUCUCGCGAUACGAAGAAUUUGCUAAAAUAGCUUUUGAAAAGUUAAAAAUUCGAAGAAGUUGCGUUAUCUCAUUUUACCAAUUGAGAUGUUCCCUCCGCCGUUUCUACAGAUGACCAGCCCAACUAUUUCCAGAAAAUCGCCUACAGGUUCAAAGGUAGUUUUUAUAGAAACAAACUUCAUAAUAGCAUUUUAAAUUUAGGGAUCCCACUGAAAGGCGAAACUGAGGCUCCAAAAAGUAUGUUCGACGCCGUCGGAAAGGAAUGGUCGGCGCCUGAGCCGCUCCCUGCGAUUCCCAAAGAUUUCAAGGAACAUCCGGAUCGUGACUUGGUUUUCAUAUUGAAUCAAUUUGAACGAAAUUUUCGAAUUUCAGACGAAUUAUCCGUACCCGGCGCGUCCGAUGUACCCACCAAAGACUCGGCUUCUGAUGAUGCCCGAUUCGUGGUUCACGGCCUUCCAGAAGGUCACUGGAGUUUCUGGUGAAAAAAAUCUCCCAUAAGUAAAAAAAUAUUGAUAUUUCAGGCCCCUAUCUUUUCUUCGGCGGUCUGUUCGCGUUCCUGGUCAACAAGGAACUUUGGGUCUACGAGGAACAGGGUCACAUGACCGUGGGAUGGAUCCUUUUCUACUUGCUUGUUUCCAGAAGCGCUGGAUGUAUUUAAUAUGACAAAAAAAAAAAGAUGGAUUUUUUUAGACAAAGUUGACAGUUGGCUGUACGGUGAGUAUCAGAACCGCAUGAACUACUUCAAGGGACUUAUCGCCGAAGAUUUGAAAGAUGCCGUCGAGUUCCGAAAGGUUUCGAUUGAUUAGAAGACGAAAAUAAAUCCAAUGGUUUUAAAGUAGAUCUAGCUUUCUGUAGAAAAUAUUUCUAUCGCUUGUUGCUUGACACUUAAAAUUCGAUUUGUAGGUCUAUCGGUCUAGUUUUCAGCUGAUUUCGAAUGAAAAUAAUGCACAGACUAGGUGAAAUCCCAUUUCUAACUUUAUAAAUCUUUAUCUUCUUCAGAAACUCGAGAAUUUGGUCAUUAUUUUCUACACCUUUGUUUAUAUAAUUCAUUAACCAAAAAGACCACUCGAAUCGAAAAAUUUGCGAGCAGCUGAAAAGUUGGAAUAUUUGAUUGAAAAAUAAAAUUCAGAUGUCAGAGCUAUUUUCAGUUGAAGUUUAAAAUUUUUAAUCUUGUUAUAUACGUUCUUUCUUGGACUUAAGGAGAGUUAUUGCGAGUUUUAAAAGUUUUAGGUUUUUUCUCGAGUUUAUCUGAAAAUGCAUGACUUGAACACUUGAAAUUUUUGAUAGUUCAGAGGUUUCCAAUAAAAAAAAGUGCAUUAACUUCAGGUAAUGUGCACUAAAUUCUAUUUCAAAGUUAUAUUUCUAAUAAUUCAAAUCAAAAUAAUUUCUUUAAAUUUGAAUUAAUUCACGCAUGAAACAAAGAACUUUAUUUAAUUUUGUAUUGAACCAAAAGUUUCCAAUUUCUAGACCUCCGCCGAAAAGACGGAAUCUCUGAAAGCGGUCCGUGAGUCCAUUCCGACGGCCCUCAAGGAAAGCAUGCAGCUGCAGUUGGAGGCCAGCUAUAGGUUGCUCACUGAAUAUUAAUUCCUAAUAAAACUCGAACGAACUCAGGAAAAACAUUGAGAACAUCUCGACGGAAUUGAAGCGACGGCUGGACUACUUGAAGGAAACUGAAGCGGCCAAGGCACGUUUCGAAAAGGAACAACUGAUGAAACUCAUCUCCUCUGCGGUUAAAUGUCCUUUUCUUCCCAUUUUCAACCCUGUUUCCAGGUCGACAAGGAAAUCCACCAGGCUUCCUUCAAAGAAAAGUACCUGGCCAACGCGAUCCAACAGCUCCAAGGCCUCAACGUCAAGGCCUGA